Myxocyprinus asiaticus (Chinese sucker) is the source of this 2051-nucleotide messenger RNA. RefSeq names its product cerebellin 2a precursor (gene cbln2a). The record is from RefSeq and is a predicted model, not a curated record. Bases 98 to 703 code for a protein of 201 amino acids. NCBI's taxonomy places the organism in Eukaryota, Metazoa, Chordata, Actinopteri, Cypriniformes, Catostomidae. The transcript has 3 exons. Gene Ontology annotation, molecular function: protein binding.
GAGAGGUACUGUAGUCUUUGUACUGUAGUCUUUCUGAUACUGAUCUCCUAAGGCUGGUCGUUAGUAAUUUUUGCUUAGAGGUCUUCCACAGUCUAUAAUGUUGAGAGCCAGGGAACCGGGCUCUUUGGCCGUGCUGGCCUCCACUCUUCUUUUGGGAUGCGGCGUUGCGUACUCCCUCGGACAUAAUGACACAGAACCUGUUGUUUUGGAAGGAAAAUGUUUAGUUGUGUGUGACUCGAACCCGUCCGCCGAAGGAGGAGUGACUUCGUCGUUUGGAAUAUCUGUCCGAGCUGCUGGUGCUAAAGUGGCUUUCUCAGCCGUCAGAGGAACUAACCAUGAACCAUCAGAGAUGAGUAACAAAUCAAUGACAAUCUACUUUGAUCAGGUACUAGUUAACGUUGGAAAUCAUUUCGAUCUUAAGGCGAGUGUAUUUCAAGCACCGCGGAGAGGUAUUUACAGCUUCAGUUUUCACGUUGUGAAGGUCUACAACCGACAGACAAUUCAGGUCAAUCUGAUGCACAAUGAAUACCCAAUAAUAUCUGCUUUUGCUGGUGAUCAAGAUGUCACUCGCGAGGCAGCGAGUAAUGGAGUUCUGCUGCACCUUGAGCGCGAGGACAGACUCUAUCUCAAACUGGAGAGAGGGAAUCUAAUGGGCGGGUGGAAGUACUCCACAUUCUCUGGCUUCCUUGUUUUUCCUCUCUAAUUUAAUACACUUUAAAUUGCUCGUACUGAAGACUAAGGGGCCGUUCAUACCGAACGCGUUCUUGCGCUAAAAAGCUUGAUACAGCGCAUAUAACACAACACAAGUGUCUCGAGACGCGUUUUUAAAAGUUAUCUGGCUUCUACAGUAUAGGAGGGUGAAAGACGCCCGUCUCGCGCGUGUUUACAUAGAAAAAAAAAAAAAAAAAUUGGGAAAAGAGCCAGACGGAUACGAAACGCGUUCGGUGUGAACGACCCAGGCCCAUCUGCUUUCGAAAAUAAAAGUAGCAGCAGGGACCACAUGGAAUUUGUUUUAUUUUUAUUAUUUAUUUUUAUUAACUAUAUGUGAUAUUCAAAAGCAAGUUGGACAGUCAUGACCAUUUCAUGUCUGCAUAGCUUUGGGAAAGAAUGAUGUUCAAAUGAACUUAUUGUAUGUUACAGUCUAAUCGAAUUUUUUUUUUCAGGGGCAUAUUUUGCACGAAGUGUGUUUUGGUACGUGCUUGCCAUUGAAUUAAAUUUUGUAUAGCCCUCAUAAAUGUGUUGAUCAAUAUGAGCAAUGUACAAAAACUGCCAUUCCUCUGUAAUCGUGUUGUUCGGCUUACUGCAUAGACAAGCAAUGAUAUCUUGCAUUUUAUAUAACUUGAAUGUAAAUAUACCAUGUCAUAAACACAAGGAAUGUAUUUAGAACUGUUCUAGCACUUGCGAGUUUAUUUUGCGAGAGAGGUGAAUAAAGAUAUUUAAGAAGCUGGAAAGAGAACUCAGAACGCUGUCCGUGGUGCUGAAAAAUGAUCAACUGUCAAUCAAAAGCUGCUGUCUUGUCAAACUGACAUUUGAAUAGUUAUUAAAAACCAUGCACACAUUGAGACAUAUAGUGCAAUAUUCAUCAGUCACAUUUGUUUGGGCCACAAACUAACAUCACCUAAAAGUGAGCACAGCAUAGACGAUCAAUGCGGACUAUGUUAGAUCUUACAGCAAGAAUUGUUUAUGCAUUCAUGCAGGCCUGAGCAUACAGAUUCAUAUUGUGAUCUCAUAUUUAGCUCAUUUUCUUUUAAACAUUUUGAAAAACUAAGUUGUAUUUGAGAGUAAUUGUGUGCCUAGAGUGUAAUCAUUUUUAAAAAUCUUAAAAUAAAGUGCUUAAAGGCUCAAGUCUCCCAACAGGGGACAGUUUUAGAAAAGAUGAAAGAAACCCCCACCUACAGAGAUCACAUGUGCAGAUACUGGAAAGAUAUAGACAUCAUGUGGAUUUGCUGUCUCUCAACGCAGGGCAGGGCAAUGGCAUCAAUUUACAUUUUAUAUUUGUCUUAAACAACAGUGAACUUUAGAGUUCUAUCAUUUAUUGCUUUAUAUUUUUC